GAAUAUUAUCUCGCCUGUCCUCUUACCGUUAUAAUAUUCAGUCGGUGAACAGGUGCGUGCUAAGGCGUUACGUUACAUUGACUGCAUCAGCGUUUAAACGAAUUUGGAAAAUUAAUGGAGACUGGUUUACUGCGGCUCAACUAGGGACAAAUCAUAUCAAGGAGUCCAAACCGGUACCACGGUAGGCUUUACUGGACGGACAGUAUCACACUGCAUUGUGGACUACUCUGUAUUGAGAUGGACUGUAAGUUAGGUGUCGUUUCGAGACGUCAGUUUGCAGGAGCUAUUCACGCAGUGCAAUUUGGCCACUAGUUGUAGGCUACUGUAUAUUGGGUCAUGUUGUCUGCGUUCAACACGUUGCCUGAGAGCGAGGCUGGAACAGGUCACUGGUUCACUCCAUCCAUAAUUUAGGAUGACGGCUCUUGAUCAAACCUGCUCGGUCUCCUCCCUGUUUCCUCACCCCGUCUCCAGAGUUCAAACGCCUCGUCAGCAGACUGAGCGCUCCUGAGCACUCGCUGUAGCUCUGAGCCUCCCUUGUUUGGCUUUCCAGGCUGACGUCCCGGGGAGGUGAUGCGACGGUUUGUCUACUGUAAGGUGGUGUUGACCACCUCUUUAGUGUGGGUGCUGGUGGAUGUGUUCUUGCUGCUCUACUUCAGCGAGUGUAACAAAUGUGAUGAUAGGAAAGACCGCUCGCUGCUCCCUGCCCUGAGAGCAGCGAUAUCUCGGAGCCAUGAGGGUCCAGGGGAGAUGGGCAAGGCAGUGAACAUCCCCAAGAACGACCAGGAGAAAAUGAAGGAGCUCUUUAAGAUUAACCAGUUCAAUCUGAUGGCCAGCGACAUGAUCACACUCAACAGGAGUCUGCCGGACGUAAGGUUGGAUGGCUGUAAGACCAAGCUGUACCCAGAUGACCUGCCAAACACCAGCAUUGUCAUCGUGUUUCACAACGAGGCGUGGAGCACACUGCUGCGGACAGUUCACAGUGUCAUCAACCGCUCUCCCAGGCAAUUGCUUGUAGAGGUUGUGCUAGUCGAUGAUGCCAGUGAGCGAGACUUCCUGAAGAAGAAGCUGGAGAACUAUGUGCGUACUCUGGAGGUGCCAGUCAGGAUCCUGAGGAUGGAGCAGCGUUCCGGUCUAAUCAGAGCCCGGUUGAGGGGGGCAGCAGCCACCAAAGGUCAGGUCAUCACCUUCCUGGACGCUCACUGCGAGUGCACUGUCGGCUGGCUGGAGCCCCUGCUGGCGCGCAUCAAAGACGACAGGACAGCAGUGGUGUGCCCUAUCAUCGAUGUCAUCAGCGACGAGACGUUUGAAUACAUGGCAGGCUCAGAUAUGACCUACGGUGGAUUCAACUGGAAGCUGAAUUUCCGCUGGUACCCUGUUCCGCAGCGGGAGAUGGAUCGACGCAAGGGGGACAGAACACUGCCUGUCAGGACUCCCACCAUGGCAGGAGGAUUAUUCUCUAUAGACAAAACAUACUUUGAAGAAAUAGGAAGCUACGAUCCAGGGAUGGAUAUCUGGGGCGGAGAGAACCUGGAAAUGUCUUUUCGAAUCUGGCAGUGCGGUGGCUCGUUAGAAAUUGUAACAUGUUCCCACGUGGGCCAUGUUUUUCGGAAGGCCACCCCGUACAGUUUCCCCGGAGGAACGGGCCAAGUCAUCAACAAGAACAACAGGCGCCUGGCUGAAGUCUGGAUGGACGAUUUCAAAGAUUUCUUCUAUAUCAUAUCACCAGGUGUGAUGCGUGUGGACUACGGAGACGUUUCUUCCCGUAAAGACCUCCGCGAGGCCUUGAAGUGCAAACCGUUUUCCUGGUAUCUAGAGAACAUCUACCCAGACUCCCAGAUCCCAAGAAGAUACUACUCGCUUGGUGAAAUCAGAAACGUUGAGACCAACCAGUGUGUGGACAACAUGGGAAGAAAGGAGAACGAGAAAGUUGGCUUUUUCAACUGUCACGGCAUGGGUGGAAACCAGGUGUUCUCUUACACGGCGGAUAAAGAAAUUAGGACAGACGACCUCUGUCUGGACGUCUCCCGCCUCAACGGACCUGUCGUCAUGCUCAAGUGUCACCACAUGAAGGGCAAUCAGAUGUUCGAGUACGAUGCCGAGUAUGUUGGCAAGUGGGAAUAUGAUUUCAAGCGACUCACCCUGCUGCAUGUGAACAGCAACCAGUGUUUGGACAUGCCGUCUGAGGAGGACAAGAUGGUCCCCACCCUGAGAGACUGCAACGGCAGCCACGCUCAGCAGUGGCUGCUUCGAAAUAUGACCCUGAGCGUCUGAUCCCUCGUCUCACCUCUCUCCCCCCCACACUCUGUCCUCAUCCUAACCAGCCCGGGCCCUCCACACCCACGCCAGGUGGUUCCUACCACAGCACACCAUAUGCCUCUCCCUGUAACAACAAAUACAGAGAUCCAGGCAGCAGCAGCUUAUCUUCCAUUAUGGCAUCUCCUUUUACAGCUCGCCACAGGUGUUAGAGAAGCUGCACCUGCCGUUAAGGCGACACGACAAGCUGUGGCUUUGGGGACCUGGCCUUGUCCGAACAGGAAGAACGAUGUGUGAGGUCUGUGCUUUUGAGAAAUCAAAGCACUCACUCUGCUAACCGUGCAUCCACUGUGCUGCUCAGAUCGCCGCUUAGCUGCUGGACAAACGAUUAAACAUAAGAGCAACUAUAACAAGAAUAUUGCAAGGCACGUCUCUGCGAUGGUCUGCAGUGUAAACGACCUUCCUUGUGCUGUGUUCAUGCAGUGCACUGGUGUCCACUGUAGGUACAAUCUAAAACAAGACUGUUGUUUUCAUGACUGCUGCUCAUCCUCUCUCCAUAUCAGUGUCUGAGUUACAUUCAAAUAACAGGAAGUGAUGACGUUAAUAGAGCCCGACCAAUACUGGAUUUGUGAGGGCGAUACUGAUGUUGAUAUUGGAGGGAUUAUGACAUCUGAUAAUGCUGUUGUGAGCUGAUACUGAAUUGUUCAUUCUGUUUGACUAAAGAUUAUCAGUUCUCUCUGGUGGACAAACUAUUUCUAAAAUACCUCAAACAUAUUUUUGGAAUUUCUUUACCGCAAUUUCUUUUGGUAAUUUUCAGCUGACAUAUAGGCAGAUAAUAAUGCAUCCAUGAUUAGCAUAUGUGGCCCGAUUUAUUGGUCGGGCUCUGGUUGUGAAGAUAAAACUUUGUUGUCCAUUACAUUACAUGAAAUGGAAUUUUUCUGUCAUCAUUCUGGCAACACGGUGUAAAACAGACAGUAAGAGGCAGCUACUUUAGGAUCUUUAUGAGAAAAAUAAAAUAGUGUAGCUAUAACAUCCUCCCAGAUUAAUCGCAUAAUGUUCCAUAUUAGUGAAACAGGAAUUAUAUGAAAAUGUGAGGCAGCUCAGAGUGCAGUAAUCAAGACUCUGCUAUUAGUAGAUAUAAUUGAUUUUGAAUGAAUGUAAGUUUUCCCUAAAUGAUGAAACUGCACUGUCAUCACGGCUAUCUGAUAGUGUUAUUACUCAAGUUUCUGCAAGUUUUCAGAUUCCUGCCACCGAUAUCUUGAGAAGUCAUGACGUCUUGGCGCUGGAUAGUUUCGUGUGCCUUUAGAAAGUUGUUUUGUAUUUGGUUCAUUGUUUUUAGAAAAUGGUGGAUUUAUUUUGGUGUUGAAAAAGAAGAAUGUUAAAUCUUUGCAAACACAUUGCAUAUUGAUAUUAAAUUAAUUGUCAUAUCUCAUGAGUAUGUCACCGUCAUAUUAAUGCUUGAUCAAACAUUUAGUUACAGUAAAGUCAACAUUCAGUAUAUCAACACUCACCCAUCACCCAUGCAACUGUGACAGGUACUUUUUACUACAUUGUUGAUCAGGAUCAGGCAACAAAUGUUAUUGUACAUAAUGUUGUUAACAUGUUUCUAUCACCAUUGUUGUUUGUUGUACAUACAGAACUAAUUAUUUUUCUAAGAUGCUGUAAAACUUGAACACUCCUCUGAGAAAAAAGACAUUGAAUGGUAUAAAGAUCACAAGGUAUUGCAGUGUUUUAUGUGGAAUCGUGGUAAUAAAAACCAGUGCUUACCUUGGA
This is a messenger RNA of Cottoperca gobio, 4026 nucleotides long. RefSeq names its product polypeptide N-acetylgalactosaminyltransferase 13 (gene galnt13). The record is from RefSeq and is a predicted model, not a curated record. Gene Ontology annotation, cellular component: Golgi apparatus. Lineage: Eukaryota; Metazoa; Chordata; Actinopteri; Perciformes; Bovichtidae. The transcript has 13 exons. Bases 571 to 2271 code for a protein of 566 amino acids. Gene Ontology annotation, molecular function: polypeptide N-acetylgalactosaminyltransferase activity. Gene Ontology annotation, biological process: protein O-linked glycosylation.